UUCUGAUUGGCUGCAACAUUUGACUGCCGGAGGCGUGUCCAUGGAGCAUGCGUGCUGGACAGCGUGUAGAGCGUGUGAGAGUAAAGAAAGUUUUCCUCGAGCUUGUUGCUCUCCGCUAUAACUGUCUUAGCACAGGGACCCACCGCACGCGCGACACAAUACAGCCGCUUCUACUCCAACCAGAGAACGGGUCAGGGUAAGGCAACGUACUUGUGUAAAACUCUGAGAUAUUCGGAGAUUGCAGCAGCGCGUUACACACGGACAUCGAAGGAGAGACUCAGAGAGACAAAGGAGACACAGAAAGACAGAGAGGGUGCGCGUGUUUGUGUCGGUGGGGAUGAAGAUCCAGUUCGCGCCGCUCAACGUUCCAUUCCAGCGGCGCCUGCAAACGGCGGCGGUGUUACAGUGGCUGUUCUCCUUUCUCGCGCUUGCCCAGGUGUGUCUGGCUGUGUUCGUGCUGCUGGUGGUCAGUGACUGGUGGCUGGUGGCAGUGCUGUAUGCUGGUUGGCUGUGGUUGGACCGGGACACGCCCAGCUGCGGGGGUCGGAGGUCAGAUUGGAUGAGGAACUGGAGCGUCUGGAAGCAUUUCAGAAACUACUUCCCUAUCUCCCUGGUGAAGACGGUGGACCUGGACCCAUCAUAUAACUUCCUGUUUGGGUUCCACCCCCAUGGCGUCCUUGUGGCCGGGGCCUUUGGGAACUUCUGCACAGAAGCUUCCGGGUUCUCCUCGCUGUUCCCCGGGCUGCGCCCACACCUGCUCAUGCUGCCCUUCUGGUUCAGGGUCCCCUUCUUCAGGGACUACAUCAUGGGUGGAGGGCUGGUGUCCAGUGAGAAGGCCAGUGCGUCCUACCUGCUGUCCAGGCCAGGAGGGGGCAGUGUGGCGGUGCUGGCUGUAGGGGGCGCGCCAGAGUCCCUGGAGGCUCGGCCAGGAGCCCUCAGGCUGCAGAUACGCAACCGCAAGGGUUUCAUCAAGCUGGCCCUGAAGCAUGGGGCCCAGCUGGUCCCCGUGUUCUCCUUCGGUGAGAACGAGCUGUUUGACCAGAUGCCCAACCCAGCCGGCUCCCCACUGAGACACCUGCAGGAGUGGCUGCAGGGCAUCAUGGGAGUAGCUCUGCCGCUGUUCCACGCCCGUGGAGUGUUCCAGUACAACUACGGGCUCAUGCCAUACAGACAGCCCAUACACACCUUGGCGCCCCCAUCCGAGUGGAGCAGACAGCAAGUCCCAGCUGUGAGGACAUCGAGCGUCUCCACUCCAGAUACCUGCAGGAGCUCAGCCAGCUGUUUGAGGAGCACAAGAUUCACUACAGCAUCCCUGCUGACCAGCACCUGCUGUUCAUCUAGACUCACACACACACACACCUGCUGUUCAUCUAGACUCACACACACACACACACCUGCUGUUCAUCUAGACUCACACACACACACACCUGCUGUUCAUCUAGACUCACACACACACACCUGCUGUUCAUCUAGACUCACACACACACACACACCUGCUGUUCAUCUAGACUCACACACACACACUCCUGCUCACACACACCUGCUGUUUAAUUUAGUCACACACACACCUGCUCACACACUCGUGUAUGGUACUGUUCUUCAGGAUAAUGGGAGGAUCAGGCAGAGGUCAGAGGUGAAGGAUAGGAGGUCGGGGUGAGAGGUCCGGGGUGAGAGGUGAAGGAUAGGAGGUCGGGGUGAGAGGUGAAGGAUA
Osmerus eperlanus (European smelt) is the source of this 1711-nucleotide messenger RNA. RefSeq names its product monoacylglycerol O-acyltransferase 3a (gene mogat3a). The record is from RefSeq and is a predicted model, not a curated record. The coding region runs from base 338 to 1657 and encodes 439 amino acids. Gene Ontology annotation, cellular component: endoplasmic reticulum membrane. Lineage: Eukaryota; Metazoa; Chordata; Actinopteri; Osmeriformes; Osmeridae. The transcript is spliced from 9 exons. Gene Ontology annotation, molecular function: diacylglycerol O-acyltransferase activity. Gene Ontology annotation, biological process: triglyceride biosynthetic process.